Ilyonectria robusta is the source of this 1528-nucleotide messenger RNA. RefSeq lists its product as uncharacterized. The coding region runs from base 36 to 1331 and encodes 431 amino acids. Gene Ontology annotation, molecular function: metal ion binding. NCBI's taxonomy places the organism in Eukaryota, Fungi, Ascomycota, Sordariomycetes, Hypocreales, Nectriaceae. The transcript has a single exon. The record is from RefSeq and is a predicted model, not a curated record.
GGUAACGCUCCGUAGGGACUUAUAAAUCCGCCGUCAUGGCAAUUCCCUGUACUAUUUGUGGGCGUACCUUUAACAACUAUUAUUCAUUACGCCUGCACCUUGACUCGGAUGCCCACGCCACACUCACCUGGAACUGCGAACGCGUCUGCGGCCGUGUCUUUACCACCCCAGAAGCUCUGGCCUACCACCAAAGCGUGGCACCUCUCCACCACAUCUUAGACCGUUAUGUGCAAGGCACUCCGGAUUACGAGGAGGAAUUCUUGUGUUGCCAAGACUGUGACCGCGACUUUGACAAUAUCCAUGCCCUCUACCAACACCUGCGAUACAAUUCACGCCACCGCAUGACAGAAGAACAGCUUCUACCUUAUGGAUAUGGAGAGCGACCGUCUUUCCGGUCUGUCGCGGAAUCCCUCACUCGCUUACGACUCGAGGAGGAACAGGAGCAGCAGGGACGACGGCAGCGGGAACGACAACACCUCGUUCAAGACGAGCACUCUUCAUCUCAUGCCGUGCAACCCGUCGAACAGGCAUCCACACACAGCAGCUUUACAUCAUCCUUUGAGUCUCGCUCUAGUACACUUCAGAAUCUACCGAACCCCCACUCGACCACUGCUUCUGGUUCCAAUUUUGUCGUUCAAGCCGGCCUGAGCUCGCCAACUCCCGACGUAGAGACGAAUGUCCCAGUAGAUACCGGGCCAGACCACUUGAGCCCCUGGGUGCAGAAUCUUACAUUGAAUAACCCACCCGCAACAUCACAAACCGUUGAUGCCAGUACGAGGCAGGGUCCCGUGGGCUCUGAAGCAGUCAGCCGCUCAACCAGCAGUUUCUUCCCUCGUGCACCGGCGACCUUGGCACACCCCCCACAAUCCUCUCAGUCAAUUAGAUCUCUUUUUGACAAUGAUCCAAUCACCGCAGCACAUUUCGCGUUUAAGGUGGAGAAAAACAAGCCUUUCGAGCAUCGAAAGACUGUCAUUCAUGCUUCUCCAGCCGAGCGCAUGGCUAGAUCCCCUGCGAAACAGCGUGUGCCCACACUUCAGGAAGAACUGGGCAUACUCCAGGAAGAACUAGUGGCCAUGGCAGCAAAGAUGGCGUUCAUGGAAUCGGAACUCCAAGCGGCAAAGGAUGCCCUGCAGUGCCAAGAGUCGCAACGCCAAUGUGUAAUGUGCUUUGAACGCGAUUUCGAUUCCGUGACUAAGUGCGGACACCAAUUCUGCGGAGUCUGCAUCGAUUCUUGGCAGUCUCAGCAUCGCAGCCCGUGGCAAACCCCAUGCCCUAUAUGCAGAAAGGCAAUGGGAAAGGCCAUCAGAGUAUACAAUGAGUCGUCUGUGUAGGCGCUUGACACGCAUGCACCUAUUGUGUCAGUAUGAAUGAUCCCUAUAGGUCAUCUGCCGUCGCUCUGUGCCUAGCAACUUUAUAAAUGGGAGCUUCUUUGGACCCUUAUAUGUCCCGGGUUUGGAGUCGGGGAACACUGGACCGGUUGUUUUGGAUUGAUUUGAUAUUUUCUAAUACCUUAAUAAAUAUUUGUUAG